Molecule: messenger RNA, 1082 nt
Organism: Mangifera indica (mango)
Lineage: Eukaryota; Viridiplantae; Streptophyta; Magnoliopsida; Sapindales; Anacardiaceae
Exons: 2
Coding region: 83-946 (287 amino acids)
Source: RefSeq, a predicted model, not a curated record
GAGUCGAUUAAUUUAAUAUUUCAAUUUGAGUUUGAGCGCAGCCGACGCUUGGAACGAGAAUAUUGGAGCAUUAGGGUUUCCGAUGCAGGCAGUCGGCAGCUUAUCGGAGAUGUUUUUCGGGUUUCCGGAAGACGGAGAGACGAUGAUUCCGGAGAGAUUUAGCAAUGUUGCUGCGGUAUCAUCACCGGAGAGUGAAACGUUAGAGGAAGAAGAUGAUCAGGAUAAGGAAGGCAAUGGCGUUGUUGAAGAUAACACGGCCUUUUGGGAGACGCAACACAAGGUUUUACAGGCGACUUUGUGCAGAAGUAGCUCUCUAGAGUCAAAGAUAAGAAACGCCACAAAAGAAGCUCUGAAGGACAUACAAAAUGUAGCUGGAAAUAUAUGCGCUUGUGGGCGAUCGGUGGCUUCCGGUGGUUGCCGGAGUUGCUUGAUGAGAGAAGUCUCUGGCCGCCUUAGAAGCGCCGGCUACAACUGCGCCGUUUGCAAGUCAAGUUGGAGAAGCUCCCCGGAUAUUCCAUCAGGGGAACACACAUUCAUCGAUGUGAUAGAAAAUUCAAGCACAAAGAAAGGAGAGGUGCGGGUGAUUAUCGAGUUAAAUUUCAGGGCAGAGUUCGAGAUGGCAAGAGCGAGCGAAGAUUACAACCGACUAGUCCGCCGUCUGCCGGAAGUAUUCGUCGGAAAAGUGGAAAGAUUAAAUAGUGUGAUAAAGAUCUUAUGCACAGCCGCGAAGCAGUGCAUGAAGGAGAAGAAAAUGCACAUGGGUCCAUGGAGAAAACACCGAUACAUGCAAGCGAAGUGGCUAAGCUCCUGUAAAAGAACCACAACUUCGGCAGUAAUUUCAUUGGAAAAUUCUGGUAGAUUGCCGAAGCCUAGAGCGUCUAUGCUCACUGUAGAUUUGCUUGAGAAAUUGCCCAAUAUGCAUUGUACAGCAGUUGAGGUUUUGUGAUUGAAAUUUUGUCUACUUUCUUCGUUGGGUUUAAUUGUCGGCCUUUUCAUGGUCAAACUUUCGGCUUGGAGUGUAUAGAUAUGGCCACGAUUGGGUGGAUCAUAAAUAAGGAAAAAAAAUAUCGGUUUCUUAUUUA